This is a messenger RNA of Sporothrix brasiliensis 5110, 1425 nucleotides long. RefSeq lists its product as uncharacterized. Lineage: Eukaryota; Fungi; Ascomycota; Sordariomycetes; Ophiostomatales; Ophiostomataceae. The transcript has 2 exons. The record is from RefSeq and is a predicted model, not a curated record. The coding region runs from base 1 to 1425 and encodes 474 amino acids.
AUGUAUGCGUCGGACGGCCACUACUCGGCGGCAAGCAUUGCCACGCAGGCCGUCGCCGCCUCGUCCAACGGCAUGCACAACAAGGGCACCGAGGAGGUAUUCACCUCGAUCAGUGCUUUCAUCUCCCGCGCCAUGGCCUCGACCGCCGAGUAUCCCACAUCGCCUCUGCAGCAGUUCGGUUUCGCCAUCAUCGUCUUCUUCCCUGUUCUCGCCUUCAUUAUCGUUAUGCUCCGUGUCUAUAGCCGUGUCAGCACCAAGCAAUUUGGGAUUGACGAUACCCUGAUCAUCAUCGCCAUGAUCCUGUCUAUUGGCGAAACGGCCUCGACCUGGAUGUUUAUGAAGACCAACUUUAUUGCCAUUCACAUCUGGGACGUUCCCCGCGAGUACGACGUCGUCCAGGCCCUGAUCUGGAAUUUCGCUGUACAGGUGCUCUACAACCCAAUUCUAGCGCUCGUCAAGACGUCGAUGCUCUUGUUCCUGCUGAAGCUCGGCAGCCAGAAGCCCGGCGUCCGCAUCUGCAUCCACAUCCUCAACGCGCUCAACCUGAUGCUCAUGGUCGCUAUUUUCAUCGUCGUCAUCUUCCAGUGCACACCCAUCCGCUUCAACUGGGACACAACCAUUGUCGGCGGCCACUGUAUAAACCAGGGCGUCUUUUACCUGGCCACCGCCGCCUUGACCAUCUUUACCGAUGUGCUCAACUUGGCCCUGCCCUUUUGGGUUUUCCUUGACCUGAAGAUGCCGGUCCGCGUCAAGAUCGCUCUCCUCUUUGUCUUCCUCCUGGGCGGCAUCGUCACGGUGGUCGGUAUUGUCCGUCUGGUUUUCAUUUACGACGGCUUCUUUACCGCCCCGGGCCCCGAUCCGACGUACUCGCUCGGCUUCUGCACGUCUGCCAUUGAGACCAACCUGGCUAUUAUUUGCGCUUCGGCGCCCUCGCUGCGCGGCCUCGUCCGCUCCUGGUUCCCCCGCUUCUUCUCAUCCAACCGUCCCGCGUACGACUACCGCUAUCCGGACAGCAACGGCUACGGCGGCGGCCGGCGCGGUACCAACAACAACAACCCCUACGGCACCAGCAGUGUCACGACCAACAUUGCCGCCCGCCGCAACAAGGAGAACGGCAUUGGCCCCGACAACGGGCCCAGCACCGACGGCCUGGGUGCGAAUGCGGCUGGCGCCAGCCGCCGGGGGGUCGGCGGCACGUUUGCGCUGCGCGAUCUCAAGGGCGGCUCCAAGACGCACACGGCGGUCAACAGCUCGCCCAGCGCCAGCGAGGAGGAGAUUAUGACGUACAACGGCAUUGUGCGCACGACCAAUGUGCAGGUGCACUACGACGGCAGCAGCGAGCGCAAGGGCAGCACGAACCGCGACCGCAGCGGCGAUCGGGGCAGCAGCAUGGGCAUGCGCACAAGCAUCAGUGGGAGUUUGUAA